This is a messenger RNA of Silurus meridionalis, 2643 nucleotides long. RefSeq names its product prostaglandin E receptor 2b (subtype EP2) (gene ptger2b). The transcript has 3 exons. Gene Ontology annotation, biological process: positive regulation of cytosolic calcium ion concentration; adenylate cyclase-activating G protein-coupled receptor signaling pathway; cellular response to prostaglandin E stimulus. Gene Ontology annotation, cellular component: plasma membrane. Gene Ontology annotation, molecular function: prostaglandin E receptor activity. Bases 702 to 1748 code for a protein of 348 amino acids. NCBI's taxonomy places the organism in Eukaryota, Metazoa, Chordata, Actinopteri, Siluriformes, Siluridae. The record is from RefSeq and is a predicted model, not a curated record.
GUCUGUUGUCUACCUGUUUGCUGGGUGAGGAUCUCGGCCUACUCCACCUGGUCUGUUGUCUACCUGUUUGCUGGGUGAGGAUCUCGGCCUACUCCACCUGGUCUGUUGUCUACCUGUUUGCUGUGUGAGGAUCUCGGCCUACUCCACCUGGUCUGUUGUCUACCUGUUUGCUGGGUGAGGAUCUCGGCCUACUCCACCUGGUCUGUUGUCUACCUGCUUGCUGUGUGAGGAUCUCGGCCUGCUCCACCUGGUCUGUUGUCUACCUGCUUGCUGUGGGAGGAUCUCGGCCUGCUCCACCUGGUCUGUUGUCUACCUGCUUGCUGUGUGAGGAUCUCGGCCUACUCCACCUGGUCUGUUGUCUACCUGUUUGCUGGGUGAGGAUCUCGGCCUACUCCACCUGGUUUGAGGCCAAUAUUCGGGAGCUACGGACAUUAGCUAACUGCAUGCAAAUAUGGAUGCCUAGCUGGUUAGCUGUGUCGCUCUACCUGGAAAAUUGACAGUUCAUUGCAUCGAAUUUUUCUUUAACUGGGUGGAUUCAGUUUUAGGGGGCGUGGCCGACGUGAGCUCCUCCUCUACAUGUGGGAACACAAGUACACGCACACACACCGUGGGAAACAGAGAGAGAGAUGAAUAGCUCAGAGAAGAUACAGGAUCAGUAGAACUUCGUACAGACACAGACAGAGUAAGCGCGCGCACGAGAGAUGAACCACACAGGGCACCCUGACCAUUGUGAUGAUGACCUCUGGGUUCGUGAAGGUUCUCCCACCACCUCCAUGCUCAUGUUCUCCGCCGGGGUUCUCGGGAACGCGGCUGCGCUCGUGCUGCUGGAGGUCCGGCGCAGGAGGAGGACGCAAAGCGCGCGAGGUCAGCGCUCUUCCUGCCAGCUGUUCCAGGUGUUGCUCACCGCUCUGCUCGUCACCGACCUGCUGGGCACGUGCUCGGUCAGCCCGCUGGUAAUCGCGGCGUACACGCGGAACGAGUCUGUGCGCGCGCUGGGCGGAAGCGUGGACGCGUGCCAGCACUUCGGCUUCUCCAUGACGUUCUUCAGCCUGGUGACGCUCGCGCUGUUGCAGUGCAUGGCGCUCGAGCGGUGUCUCUCCAUCGCUGCGCCUUACUUCUACGAGAGACACCUGAGCGCGCGCUGCGGCUACCUGGCGCUCGCGCUGGUGUACGUGUCGGGCGCGCUCUUCUGCCUCGCGCCGGUCUUUAACUACAGCGCCUAUGUGCAGUACUGUCCCGGGACGUGGUGUUUCGUGGACAUCCUGUCCUCACAGCACGCGCACCUCGUCUACAAGAACCUGUACGCGUCCUGCCUGCUCCUCAUGAUCGCGUGCACUGUGCUGUGCAACGUCUGCGUCAUCUACCACCUCGUGCUCAUGUACCGGAGGCGCGAGCUGCACCGGGGCUCCGCGCGCAGGUUCAGAGCCUCCACGCGCUCACUGGCGGAGGAGCUCGAGCACCUGGUCCUGCUCGCUUUCAUGACCAUCACCUUCCUCAUCUGCUCACUUCCGCUCGUGAUCCGUGUGUAUAUCAGCUCUUUCACAGCGGACCACACUCUGGACCUGACUGCUCUUCUGCUGCUCUCCAUGAACCCGAUACUCGACCCCUGGGUUUUUAUUCUGCUCAGCCCCCCUGUGCCCCGCCUCCUCUGGGGGGCAGUGUGUAAGGUCCUGAGGCCACGCCCCCUGGAUAACAAGGUCCCCCUAUCAGUCUGCACACACACACAGACCAUCCCCGUGCAGACAUGAGACACUUCAGGACAUUUACAGAAAGAACACAUUUAUACGCACACACAGACUGCUGAGUGCUACAGGAGUGUGUGUGUGUGUGGUGUGUGUGUGUGUGUGUGUGUUUGAUGGACUCAGUAUGUGGAUCACACUGUGUGAAGUUGAGAAGCUCUAUGUAUGAAGUUUGAGUUUUGUGGAAACAGUGACAUCAUCAUUGUCUCCUGAUGACAUCAUUAAGGUUCUGAAGAGACCAGGUGCUGAAUGUUCCUGACUCUGUGGAGAAGUAAACAAGCAAAUAACACAUUAAACAAACACACAAGCUGACAGGCACUAAGGGACUUUGGAAACUUCUGAAGAUAGUUUGAAGCACAUUCCAGGUGAAGACCUCGUGAGUGUGAUGUGUGAAUGCCUCAGGUUUGUAAAGCAGCAUUAAAGCUAAAUGGAGCUACUUUGUGUAAAAUAUAAAACAUAUUCUGGGUUCUUUACCACGUUUUUCUUUAUCACGGAAUUCCAAGGUUUUCUUUCAUAGUUUAGAUGUUAGUAUUAUAGAUGUAGAUGAAUAGAUUUUUCAGUAUUAAUGUACAAUGUUGAGAAUAAUAUAAAUAAGGGAAAACCCACUAAAGGAGAAGCUGAAUUCAAACUUCUGACUGGUGCUGUAGAUGUCAGGUGUUUGUGAAGCAGCUGUGAUGUCAGUGAUUGUGUUCUCACACUUGUGACACAGGCUUGAGUGGGCGGAGCUGAGUGAUACUGAAUGAGACUGUUGGGGUUUGAUGUUGUAGGAAUCGAAUUGUGUGUUUAUUUAUGAUUGUAUAAAUGGUUUUAAUGAAAGACUCUGUGCCGUGUUUAUUAUUGUUCAAGUAAAGUUUUAUAUUAAAAGUGUAAAUGUGAAUAAAAACUUCACAGCAUAUUACAAACA